GUGCGCGCGGAAAGAAGAAGAAGUGUCGUCAUUGUUUACAAUCUGACAGUUUGACAGUUUUUUAUUGUGACAGUUUUAUAUUUGUUUUAUUAAACCCGGGUGUUUGUUCUUUUACAGUUUUACCUUCGGGGAGUGUUUUUUCAGACUCGUGCGUUUGUUCUUUGACAUUUGUUCUCUCGGGGACUGUUUUAUUCUGUGUUUUAUUCUGUGUUUUUCUGGAUCAUGCCGCGCAGAUGUAUUUUCCGCUGUCCAAACUCUAACGUGUUAUUCAGUCAACCCAAAGACGAAGCGACUCUUCAAAAAUGGCACGACUUUAUAUUUACAAACCUCCCGCAUUUACGAGGAGAAUAUAAGAACCACAUCUACGUCUGUGACCAACAUUUCACCCCCGACUGUCUCCUGAACAAGAGUCUGUUUGACUCUGGAGUCAUCUCCACUUUGAGUCUGAGGAGCGGAGCUGUGCCUUCAGUCUGCAGGCUGCAUGUACAUGGUUUGUCUGUGGAGCUGCUGGACCUGCCUGAGGAGAAGCCGUCCAUUUCCUCCAUCGACCUGUCUCAGCCCGUGGGCCACGGCGUGGGCCACGGCGUGGGCCACGCCCUCUACCCGCCCGCCUUAACGUCCUCGCUCGGCUCUUUUCCCGUCAUGUUAAUCUCUGGAAAAACUGACGCUCCGUUUCGAUCCCAAAGGAACACGAGGUCAGUGGGGACGCAGCUGUCGGCGAACACGCUGAAGAAUCCUGUGAGGAGCAGAGCGGCUCAAGCCUCGACUUCGUUCCACAGUGUGAACGUGGGCGUCCAGACGGUGAAGAGGAAGAUCACGUUGCCUUUGUCCCGAGCGUUCUUGGUGCAGAGUCGUCCCAAAAAGAGGCUGCGAGUGGAACGAGAGGAAGAGGAGCAGUUUGAAGAAGAGGAGGACGUGUUCCACUCGUCUCAUUCAGCCAGUGUGUUGAACUUCAGUCAGCUCAUGGACACAGACGCUAACCCAGACUACGAGGACACUAAGUACAUCGUGUUUGAGAAGAACCUGCGUCAGCUGUUUGAGCAGUGUCCCGUGUGUAACUGUGAGUGUGCGGUGCAGAGACAGAGGUGUGGGACAUUUGUGUCCUUCACGCAGCACUGUCCUGAGUGUAUGUACAGCCGGACGUGGCAGAAUCAACCCGUGACCCGGAGCACUCCUGUGGGAGACCUGCAGCUGUCAGCCGCCGUCUACUUCUCUGGAGGAUCCUUCCAGAAAAUGCAAAGGAUUUGCAAAGGAAUGAACCUUCAAAUCCACCAGUCGGACACUUUUAAAAAACAUUCACGGAUGUUUCUGGAACCUGCCAUUUGCCACAACUGGAGCCUCCACCAGGAGCGAGUGUUUGAGGAGCUCCGAGAGCACCGAGAGCUGCCUGUGGCCGGAGACAUGAGAGUCCAGGGGCCCAGUGCUAAACUGGGGAGCUACACCAUGAUGGAUCUGGAGAGUAAAAAAAUACUGGACAUCCAGCUGGUGCAGAGCAAAAAGGUGGGAGAUAAAAACCUGAUGGAGAGGAGAGGCCUCAAACGGAGCCUGGACCAACUGGAGGCCAACAACCUCCGAGUGGAUUACAUCAUCACCGACCGACACGCCAAAGUGCAGAAGUAUCUCCAGAGCCGACAGAUCACACAGUACUACGACGUGUCCAGACUGGAGAGAGAUCUGUCAAAGAAGUUGGACGCCUUGUCAGAAAAGAAGGGGUUCGAGGUCGUGAAGAAGUGGUCACCCGCCCUCAAACACCACAUGUACUGGGCCACGGCGUCGUCAGCGUCUGGACAGGAGAAAGUCGCCAAAUGGACCUCCCAAAUCAACCACAUUCAAAACAUACACAAGCACGAAGACCCGAUGUUCCCCCAGUGCACCCACCCAGACAUCAAGACCACCAACCCAGACAAGUGGUUUAAGCCCGGCUCCAAACCUCUUCGUGAAGUGGAGAAGUUGCUCUUGGACGAGCGUGUUCUUCGUGACAUUCCAAAGCUCUGCUCAGAACACCAGGCGUCUUCUCUGGAUGUGUUUCAUAAACUCAGUCUGCAGUUCAAACCAGACGACGUCCCGUUCUCACUCAUAGAGACCAAGUGCAGACUGUUCCUGGCAGCGAUGCACUUCAAUGAAAACACAGCUCCUGAUCAGGAAGUGUCUGCAAACGACUUCCUGUUGGUGAAGUGGAAACAGGCCUGUCCUAAUGUGAAAACCAAGGCCUCUUAUGGUUACGUGCGUGACCUGAUGAGCCUCCUCUUCACAGAAGUUCUGAAUCAUCCGUCUUAUUUUGCUUUAAAGAAAAGCAUUUGGACCAAACCUCCAGAGAUGAUGGAGCUGCACCCGGGAUUUUGACUCCAAACAAGCCGCCAUUUUAAAAGAGGCUCGUGUCUGUCGUACUGUUCAACUGUUCAACUGUUAAACUGUUCAACUCUUCAACUGUUCAACUCUUCAGCUGUUCUAUUCUUCAACUGUUCUACUGUUCAACUCUUCAACUGUUUAACUGUUCAACUCUUCAGCUGUUCUAUUCUUCAGCUGUUCUAUUCUUCAACUGUUCUACUGUUCAACUCUUCAACUGUUCAACUCUUCAACUGUUAAACUCUUCAACUGUUAAACUCUUCAGCUGUUCUAUUCUUCAACUGUUCAGCUGUUCAACUCUUCAACUGUUCUACUCUUCAGCUGUUCUAUUCUUCAACUGUUCUACUGUUCAACUCUUCAGCUGUUCUACUCUUCAGCUGUUCUAUUCUUCAACUGUUCUACUGUUCAACUCUUCAGCUGUUCUGUUUGAAAUUACUUCACGACAUCUUCAGUUGUUUUCUUCUGAGUUUUUUCAGUAUGAAAAAUACUUAAAUAUCUGUAUUUAUAUGAAUAAUACUUAAACAUCUGUAUUUCUGGUGUAGUUGGAUAAAACUAAAGUGAAUUAUUUUACUCACUGAAAAAAGGUUCAACAUUAGUGGAGUUUUGUUCAUAUUCAUGAAAAGCCUUAUGUAAACAGGAGGAGGGUUUGACUCGAGUGUUACAGGUUCACACCAGAGUCACUCUGUGUAAACCGUCAGUGUUUUGUAAAUGUUUUAUAAAUAAAAAACAUUUUAAA
Molecule: messenger RNA, 3082 nt
Organism: Periophthalmus magnuspinnatus
Lineage: Eukaryota; Metazoa; Chordata; Actinopteri; Gobiiformes; Gobiidae
Exons: 11
Coding region: 223-2343 (706 amino acids)
Source: RefSeq, a predicted model, not a curated record